AGCUUUCUGUUUUGGUUGCCCUGCCAGCAGCAGCCCGUCUGGUCUGGAAGAGGAGGAGGGUGAAACUGAGCCAGCCCGUAGUCUGCCUUCCGCUUUCUGGGGCUGGAUUGACACACAAUGAGGAGCAGAGGCUGGGGAGACGCUCCACACAAACGCCGCUGUAAAUAAAUACAACAAUCACUGAGGCCAGAGAAACAUGGAGAACCAGUGCACAGUGCAGGUGAAGCUGGAGUUGGGCCACAGAGCUCAGCUAAGGAAGAAAGUGACAUCAGAGGGCUUCACCCACGACUGGAUGGUGUUUGUCCGAGGGCCAGAGACUGGCGACAUCCAACACUUUGUAGAGAAGGUUGUCUUCCGCCUGCACGAGAGCUUCCCCAAACCCAAGAGAGUAUGCAAGGAGCCUCCAUAUAAAGUGGAGGAGUCGGGCUACGCAGGCUUCCUCAUGCCUAUUGAGGUUUACUUCAAGAACAAGGAGGAGCCAAAAAAGGUGUGUUUCAACUACGACCUAUUCCUCAACUUGGAGGGCAACCCGCCAGUCAACCACCUGCGCUGUGAGAAGCUCACCUUCAACAACCCCACCAAAGAGUUCAGGAGAAAGCUGAUCAAAGCUGGAGGGGUCUUGGUGGUUCCAGAGGGGGCUGAAGCCGUGUCGAGGCCCAGUCCAGACUACCCGAUGCUCCCCACCAUCCCCCUCUCUGCCUUCUCAGACCCCAAGAAGACCAAGACCUCUCAUGUGUCAAAGGAACCCAGCAAAGAGGGUAGUAGUGGCAGCAGCAAAGGACCCAAACCGCACAAGCUGACCAAGGAGCACCGUGAACGGCCCCGAAAAGACUCUGAGAGCAAAGCCACGUCGAAAGCAGACAACGACAGAGACGGAAGCAGCAAGAGUGGCCGCGAUCCUUCGUCUUCCUCAUCCUCAUCUUCAAAAAAGCCGACAGAGAUCAAAGUGAAAGAUGAAGCAGUUAAGGUCCUACCCAAGGCUGCCUUCAAGGAGCCUAAACUCACCCUGAAGGAGACAAAGAUGGAGGGCAUGUCCCCUAAAGGAGGGGGGGCUGGGAGUGGAGGGGGUGGUGGUACGGGAGGAGGCGGUGGUGGGGGAGGAGGCGGAGGCGGGGGAGGGCCCUCAGAAACGAAAGUCCCGGGGAAACGACCCUCCACGGUCGAGUCUCCCAAACCCAGCGCUAAGAAGCAGAAGAAGGGCAGCUCCGAAGGGCCGAAGGGGCCGACCUUCACGGGAACGUCUCCUCGUGUCUCCUCGUCGUCUGCAGUCGGCCAGCCGUACGCAGAGAAGAAACCACCCAAGGAAAAAGGUCGCUGGCCCAAAGGCAAAAAUGACACACAGGAACCGAAGGAGCCCAAGAAACUUCCAGAGUCGGAAGAGUCAAAUUCAGAAGACGAAGCAUCGUCGAAGUCAGAGCAGUCGGCCCCUUCCAGUCCUUCCAACUCCAGUUCGAGCUCUGACUCCAGUUCGGAUUCGGACUUUGAGCCGGGAGCGAAACAAGGGCAAGGCCCCCUUCGAUCGAUGGUGGAGGAGAUCCAGUCAGAAGAGUCAGACGAUGACGACAGCACCUCAGAGGAGGAGACGCCCAUCAAGACCAACCCCCCGAACCGCGACUCUCGACUCAGCCUGGACAGCGAGAGUGACAGCAGUGAUGGCUCGCACAGCCCCAGUCGAGACCCCGCCCCGCCCCCCCAGAAACACAGCUCCUCCAAUAACAAAGUUUCAGGCAGAAAGAGUCCAGACUCCUCGUUUCGCUCCGAGAAGGUGUUGAAGAAGGGAUACGACAAGGUAGGAAGGGCCUACACAGAAGAACUGGUGGACCUCCAUCGCAGACUGAUGGCUUUAAGGGAGCGUAACGUCCUACAGCAGAUUGUGAACCUGAUCGAGGAGACGGGCCACUUCAACGUGACCAACACCACCUUUGACUUUGACCUCUUUUCACUGGACGAGUCCACCGUCCGCAAACUACAGAGCUACCUGGAGGCGACGGCCACGUGACAGGAAGUGGAAACUGGCGUGGGGAAACCGGCCUGUGGAUGGCGGCGGCGGCGGUGGAGGUAGACUCGCCACCACGUCUCCUCUUUUUUUUUAAGGAGUGGACGAGCAGCCACAUCGUGUCGCAGCUGUUUCACAGGCCUGACUGAACCGUCGAACAACUACCACACAAACAGAAACACACGAACAAACACAAGCACACAUGAAGACACACCACCUUCACGUGACGCUGGGGAGGAAACCGAAGGAGGAGGAGGCGGAGGAGCGGAGUGGCUGAACUCCGUCUACAGUCAGGAUUUUCACUACACAUCUCCUUUUUUUUUUGAGUCUGUGCAGAGCUGUGGUAUGCACCCCACACCCCCUCCUUCAACCUCCUGCACUCCCGCCUUUGCAAACCCAAUACUCCCCCUCCUCCUCCUCUUCUUCCUCCUCUUCCCCCCCCCUUCACACGCACACUCCUUACUCGGCAGAACACUUCAGUCCCCUUCCCCCUGCUGUCAGCUGGAGCUCAUUUCUCUCCCGACAUACUCUUUGAGUCGUCUGUGUGUGUGUGUGUGUUGACUGUGCAUGCGAGCGCUGCUGAAGUUUAAGAGGAGAUGUUGUCUUUGUGGUUACCGACUUCUCUUUGUGCGUGCGUGAAGCUCGAGCACAAACAACAGCCAGUUUCCUUCCUUCACACACACGGCAAACAAAUACAGAUUCAGGUAAUAAUUUACUUAAACCACUCCUAUUUAGCCUUUAUAAGCAGUAUAUAAACAUUGAAUGUUGAACACAUUAUAAUGCGGUUGUAAGCAAUUAUAAGUAAGUAGAUUAUAACCCCUCCUACAUGGAGGUCGGCGUAUGAUAAAAUACAAACAAAUGACAAAUGCUGUCCCUUAAUAAACACUUAAAAUGUCCUUAUAUGUGCUUAUAACCACAUUACAGUGUGUUGCAAACCCUUUUAAAAUCUUUACAGUGCUUAUAAAUGUUAAAUGGGGGGGUUAAAGUAAAGUGGUACCCAAAUUCAUGCACAUGUUUGUCUCCCAGGUUCUUACACUUAACACUGUACAUGAAGACACUGAGACGUGAGCUGUAUGUAUGUGACUCUGUUUUGAAUGAGGUUUCUCUGUUGUCUGAACAUUUGAAAACACAUGUUCUGUUGAGUUUCCCCUCUACUUCCUCGCACUGAAAGCUGAGCCUUGACCUCCUACCAACACCCCCCCUCCCCUCUUUCCCACUGAAGCCCCCUCACUCCAUCCCUCCUCCUCCUCCUCCUCCUCCUCCCUUAUUCUCAUAUUGGCGUGCAUGAAAGGGCUCGACUGCUCGCGGCCAGAGCAGUAGAGGAUCACUCCUGAAUUGCCUUCUAAGUGGUGGGUAGGGUCGGGUGGGGAGGGGGGUUCAAAAAAAGCCGUGAAAAAGUAGCCAUACUUGUCUCCCAGAAUCCAAAAAUAAGGAAAAAAAAAAACAGGGGCCACGCUUUUUUACAUUUUAUUUUUCUACAAGUGCAUUUUGUGUAUUUAUUCCCAGACUGCGGUUAAGAUAACCUGUGAGCUAUGAAUGUAUAUCGCUUUUACUUUUCUACGGCUAGCAACAGCCCCACUCUAGUGCCUUUUUCUGCGACUUGCAGUGUGAGGGGGGGGGUGUGCGCUCUGUUAGCCAUGGUCACACAGAUUGAAACCCCCCCAAAUACCCCUCUCGGGGAAACAAGUGUUAAUAGGGAUGCCUGAAUAUCCAGUAUUGUCUUAACGGCUUCCAUCCCUGCUUCUCUUUCUCCAGUGUCUUUGUAGGCUGUGGUCAUUUUUAUCAGUGACAUUUCUGUUAAUCGAGCCCUCUAGAAGUUUUAAAAACUACUAUUUGUUCCCAGACGGUGGUCGUGUUUUUAUGUUCUUGCUUUCUGAGAUUAGGUUCAGUGUUUUAAAGAGGAAGCGUCAGGUGACUGCGUGGUGGUUACAUUAAUUAGCUCUAGUAACAGUUGACUCAGCUGUGGUGUGUGUGUUUUGUGAGACGGUUGUCGUUGAAUAGGGUCGGGGUUCCCUCUUCGGAAGUAUUUGAACUAAUGAUGGAGCGUUUGAUACCAAGUUACCAGGCGCUAGAAGAGCAUCAACAAAAGCAAACACAAAAAGGGCAUGUAGGCAGAAACAUAAGCUACAGAAAACCCUCCCUGUGUUUUCUUUCCCCAAAUAUCUGACAUGUAUCUCUCAGGGGCCUGCAUCAUGAAGCAAGAUCAGACUGAUCACUUUAAUCCAGGACGACCGCUCCCACAAAGCUGGCUCGCUUUAACCAGUUUAGAUCACAAAGGUUCACUUAUCACAUCAAAACCUGUCAACGAUUUGUAAUAAUGAGCACAAAGCAACGGUAGACUCACUCAGCUUUACAUGCUAACUAUAGCAGACAUUUAAGAUGUUUGUAGCACAACCCCCUCCUUUUGUUUGUUUGUAUGGCUUUAUUAGAGAUAACAGAAGAGAGGUGACAGGAAAUGAGAGAUGAGAUGACAGGCAACAAAAGUCCCCUGUCAGACUCAAACCCGGCAGUGUUGCGGUUCAUUGUCAGUAGGGCUAGGUAUCGGUACUCAAUACCUUUUAAAGGUAUCGACCGAAACAACCCAGUACCAAGUAAUAUCAAAUCUUCUCCAGUCAAAUGAUGCCUGCAAUCGAUCCUUUUUGUUCCCAGGUCUAGAAAGAGAUGUUUUGCUCACAGCCAAUCGCCACAAGCGUUGUUCGAUUUAUAGUGACGUGUGAUUGGCUACCGCAACUGCCAUUCACAUAAUGGGUAUCAAAUGAAGUACUCUAUUGGUAUUGGUUUCACUCUAAGGGUACUGGUAUUGGUACUAAUUGUCAGCAUCUUAAGCCUAGCAGUUUCCCACAAUUCUUCUAGCAUGUAGCACAAAGCCGGUUAGCAGUAGUUAUCAAUAUUGAAUGACAUUUACAGUUGCAUUUAAUAAGUUUAUUUUGCAUUACUGAUCCAUUACUGCAGCUCGGAAGAACAUGCAGGGACUGAAAGUGUCAAUGAUCAUAAAUACAAAGAAAUACCCACUAAUAGCAUCUUUAUAAAACAAAUAAUAUCCACACACUGAUCAUUAGCUACUAUUAGAUUAUAUACACAUGUUGAGUAUGUUACUUUUAUUUCAGGACACAUCGGAGUGCAUUAUCACACUGAUGUUGUAGCCACUUACCAAAUGAAAAAGACUGUUUAAACCCACGGUUAGGUUAUCCUUACUAGAGUUAUCUGGCAGCUCAAGUACUGUUGCUAUGGUUACGUGCAGGUUGAUAUGAACUAUGUUUCAGGUGUCCAGAUGUUUAACCUCGUUCAAAUGGACACCUGCCAGCCAAUUAGAGGUUUCUUUUCUUUUCUUUUCUAUAAUGAGCAAUAAUUAAGAUUUAUUCUCAAACCUUUUUAUGUGCACAUUUACUCUCCAGCUUUCUGCAGCAGAAACAGUGUUACUUCUUAAUUUGUUUAUCAAGAAACAAAGAAGCACAAAUGUCAAUGAUCAAUUUCUUCUCACUGUACAACAUGUUGAAAAUGGAGUCUAUAUAAUAAUGCCCACUAUUGGCUACAGUCUAUUAUUUUUAUUAUUUGAUUAUUGCAUUAUUUGACCAUUAAGUUUAUUAUGUUAUAUAUGUAAAUAAUGUUACUGUAUGUUGCCCACUUUUCUUCAUCUUUUUAUUAAAGGGACUCUAUUGAAGAAUCAGAAAUUGCUUGUUAACAGUGACACCUGUUGCCGUUAAGUCAACGACAGUCAAAGUCCUGUUGCUCGUGCUUGUUGCUCGUGCUUGUUGCUCACACUACGUAGGCGUGAAUUUUGGUGUUAACGGACUCCAUUUCUAACCUAACAUUAGCUAUGGUUGCACACUGUUAGCCCUGUAAACGGAGAUGAAAAUAAAGUCACUCGUGAGCGCACAUGACGUCACAUCCGUUGGAAUUCCCUAGAAAAAACGGCCCGUAUUCUUUACAUUAAAAGCAGUCUACAGGCUGACAGAGGAAACCCAGAAAGUCGUGGAAGGUCACAUUUUUUAGGUUAGGUUACAACCUGUUCACAUAUUGGCAAUAAAAAACGAUUAAAAAAGUUUAAUACAUGUAAAAACGUACAUACAGUACCUUUAACUCGCUAAAUAUUACUUUUGCUGCUGCACUGACAAAAUUAACCCAGAGAGAUCCACAAUUUAAUUUUCUAAUAAUGUGAUUCAUUGUUGGCUUUGUGUUAGGCCUCUUUAAAGUCAACAAACUCCCACCCACUUUGGUAAAUUGUGGGUUAAUAGAGCUUAGAGUCAGCUUUGUGAGACCGGUUUCCAGGAUCACCAGUGUUAGGUUUUUGUGAAGCCAGAAAACCCCAAAGAAAGCCAGAAUGAGGUGAACUUGCUUCUUGAUUCAGGCCCCUGUUGUGUUAGUUCCUGUGGCCCCUUUAGGCUCUACACACACACACACACCAGCCCACUGUGGUACAAACCUUCAAUGAGCGAUUCCCUCCCCUCCUCCUGUGUUUUCUUCCUGCCGACAGUGUUUUUAUUCUGACGCUUCGAUAGCUUUAAUACUUCUCUCUCUUUUUCUGUUGCCUGCCCGGCUCAGCGACAUGUACACACUCCCUCUGCCCUUACUGUAAACGCCGUCUGAGCACGGAAAAAUGUCUCAAAUAAGAAAAAAAAACGUGGAUUCCUGCCGCCUUAUGUGCCCUGCAGUAACCCCCCUCCUGCCCUCACUUCUUCCCCCGUCCCACCCUCAUUUUUCUCUAGGUGUGCCUCUGUCAACAGAACUUCAGGCCGUGAUUACUGAGAAUGAACUUUGCAACUUGUGUGAGUGACGUUUGUGCGUCUGCGAGUGUGUUUGUCGAGUGAUAGGAGAAAUUUUAAAAACCAACCUUCCUGUCCUCUUCUCUGUGCAUCGAUGUGGGAACUUUUAAGUCCUAGUUCAUGAACUCUGACCUUUGACCAGGCACUCAUUCAGUCCCUUGUGGUGGUUGAGAAGGGGAGGUUACGUGGGGACUCGAGAGAAGCCCCACUGUCUACCCACAGUCAAUGUUUUAUUUAUGGACCUCUGCACUUUUGGCUGUGAUGACUUCAGUACUUAAGUAGUUACCUGAACUGUAUUUUUAAGGGUUUUAUACAAUAUUUACAUGCAAUACAAUAUGAAUUGAUUUUUGUUUUCUUUGCCAACCAUUUUUUUUUUGUUUGUUUCUUAUUUAAUUGUCUUUAUUUUGGCAUGAUUUGUCACUAUUAUUCACAAACAAACGUGCCCGUUGGAUCUAUUUCAGGCGUAAAACGUUAUGGGGGAUGUUCCCUGUAUGUUUUUCUGUGUCAUGACUCUGAUGACAGCUGAACACCAAGAAGCAGGUGUAGGAAAAUGUUUGCUGGAUGAGCUAAACUUUAUCACCGUCUGCUUCCAGUAGGAAUAACUGGACCAGAACCAGUCCAACACUUUGGUUCAGGGAACUGAACUGUUGAGCUACAAAUGUUUAUUUUCUGUGUCAUGUCCAGUUAUUAUUUGAGUUUCUUUUCUACUCAUUCAUAGAAUUUUUCACCCAAACAAAAACGGUCACCUAAUUUUAUUCUGUUAUGAUAACUUGAGCCUGAAGAAACACAUCAUAGGAAACAAUAGAGUUGUGAAGUGGGUUGGAGCUGUUUUGAGCGCCCCUGGUACCGGAAGUGAAAAUGCCAUUCAUUUUUUCCCACAGACAGUGUUGUGUUAUGUUACUCACUGCUGGAGCACUUUUACUGCUUGGAUCAACAUGAAACUCUCACGAUUCAAUCACGGUUCAAAUGAUUUAAAAACUGUUAGAAAAUAUAUAAAUAAAUCAGUUCAAUUAUCAUUUUUGGUUCACUUCUGGAUGAAUUCCACCAAAAAGCGUUUUGUUAAAGGGAAAAUUUGCCACCUUUUAUGUGGAUGUCCGAUCAGUGUGCUGAUGGUAAAUGUAGAUAAUAUAUAAAUUCCCCAGUGCGUGCUAUAUUAAUCGAGAAAGCUGAUCUCUCUCUCUCUGCAGAGCCUUGCCGGCAGUGCCUACAUGUACCAGGAUGCAUUGCAUGUAAGCGGCGAGUUACUUAUGUCUGAAAAAUAGUCAAAAUCUUACAAAAUGUCAAUGAAGGCAUUAUUCUUACACCUAAACAGAAAAAUACAACCGUACUUUAAUUUUCUCUGUUACGCCAAACUAAGACGAGCUUAAUUGCCUCGUUAACUCAUCAUAAAACACACUUUCAAACUGGACAGAAACAAAAUAAAAGUCACCAAAAUCAUUAGUCCGUUAGUCUUUCCACUAUUCCAACAAUCAGCCACUCUGGUUUGGUAGAUUUAAAUCCUUAA
This is a messenger RNA of Sebastes umbrosus (honeycomb rockfish), 8263 nucleotides long. Its product is annotated as protein ENL-like. The transcript has 12 exons. Gene Ontology annotation, cellular component: super elongation complex. The coding region runs from base 197 to 1999 and encodes 600 amino acids. NCBI's taxonomy places the organism in Eukaryota, Metazoa, Chordata, Actinopteri, Perciformes, Sebastidae. Gene Ontology annotation, biological process: regulation of DNA-templated transcription. The record is from RefSeq and is a predicted model, not a curated record.